Molecule: messenger RNA, 570 nt
Organism: Microstroma glucosiphilum
Lineage: Eukaryota; Fungi; Basidiomycota; Exobasidiomycetes; Microstromatales; Microstromataceae
Exons: 1
Coding region: 336-536 (66 amino acids)
Source: RefSeq, a predicted model, not a curated record
AGCCUGGGAUCCACGUUGAUCGAAGAGCUUGGCUGCUUCUCCCCUUGACGACCUUGUUCAACAGCAUCGCCAAGGCUGCCUCCACCUUUGCCAUCUUCCUCCUCGGCGCGGUCCCUACUCUCAUCGAACUCGAUGUCUGGUCUGUCGCCGUCUUCGUUCUCAGCGUACAGGAAGUCGGACCAUCGGCUGUCUGGAGCAUCGGAAGGCAGCAUUGGAGUUUCUGAGCUCUGCAGCUGAUAAGGCUCGGGAGCAUCAACCACCAUAUCAGUGCUUCCGCUUUGCUGCUUGUCAUGGCCCCAGGAAAAUCUACUGUCGGCGGUAGCCGUCGGACCCGAAUGUCCUGUCUCGUCGAAGACAUGGUCAUCCUCUUCCUCGCCGUCCGCUCCCUCCUCAUCAUCAUCGUAGGCUCCACCUUCAAGCUGUUGCUGGCCUUUGUCAUCCUCACCAUCCUCAAUGUCGAGAUCUCCGUCUCCCAGCGCCUCAUUCUCUUCCUCCUCGUCCUCCUCUUCUUCGUCCUCCUCUUCUUCCUCUUCUGAGUCAAGGCCCUCAAAGCUCUCGCCCUGGCCCAGA